Messenger RNA from Larimichthys crocea (large yellow croaker), 1267 nucleotides. It is a transcript of the gene snx10a, whose product is annotated as sorting nexin 10a. The record is from RefSeq and is a predicted model, not a curated record. Gene Ontology annotation, biological process: vesicle organization; intracellular protein transport; cilium assembly. The transcript is spliced from 7 exons. Bases 207 to 842 code for a protein of 211 amino acids. Gene Ontology annotation, molecular function: phosphatidylinositol phosphate binding. Lineage: Eukaryota; Metazoa; Chordata; Actinopteri; Sciaenidae. Gene Ontology annotation, cellular component: endosome.
UGUCCGGGCCCCUUCUCCGGGCUAUUUCUUUUUCUUUUCUUUUCUUAUUUCUUUUUCUUUUUUUUAGAACUUUCCCGGAGCAGAAAAGGCGUGAACGAGGUCACAUCGAGUUCAGUCCGGAGCCUCAAAGCCACACUGCUGCAGUUGUUCACAAACACCGGAUUACUGCUGGGGAAAUAAAGAAGGGAAAGGCUUUUGUACCUACUAUGGACAGUGUGCUCGACAAUUUUACAAAAACUGAGUUCAUCAGCAUUUGUGUUCAAAAUCCAAGGCUUGUCAAAGAAGAUUGGCUAACACAUGUAGACUACGAGAUCUGUUUACAUUCCAAUAGCAUGUGUUUUCGAAAGGCGGCUUCCUGUGUAAGGCGACGUUACAGUGAGUUUGUUUGGCUGCGUCAUUCUCUGGAACAGAACGCUCUGAUCAUAGAAUUACCCAAGUUGCCGCCCCGGAUCCCGUUCUUCAGCCUGAGGAACACAGAGCAGGUCGUACAGCGGAUGAAGGGCAUGCAGGCGUUCUUAGAAAUUGUUCUUCAAUCACCUUUGUUGCUAUCGGACAGUCGACUCCAUCUGUUCCUCCAGUCAGAACUCAGCAUCACAAAGAUUGAAAAGUGUGUGCGUGGUAAGACUAGGUACACAGUGGCUGAAGCCAUACAGCGUUCCAACAGCGGCUACAUUAGCAGAUUAGAGGACAAGGCCUCCUGUGACUCUGACUGUCACUCUGACUGUGAAAGCUCUUCAUCGUCGGGCUUUGGACAAAGUGUAGACACUCCAUUGCAAGGAAGCCCAGUCUCUUCGAAUCCCCUCAGAGACCCAGAGCUGUGCAGUUGUCUUUCAGAAUCAUAACCCCACUGAUUGCGCUCUGAUGCACUGCAAUUGUACUUGACCACACGUCCCCUGUCCUCAAUGUUUGUGAUACUCUGUGGAACUCUUGUUUUUCUUAACUAACUUCCGAAGACCAAAAAGAUUUGUUUUACUUGUUAACUUCAUUAUUUCCUCCUUAUGACAUUUAUUUUAAUUGUUUUCAUUUUCUCUUAAACAAAUAAUUGGGUCAUUUAAUUGUACUUGGAAAAUACUCAUGUUUUUUUAAAAAUUGUACAGUAAAGCUACAUUUAUAAUGGCAAAUUCUUAAAAUAUUCCCUAUGUAUAUUUUUUAUAUGCACUGAACUGAGGUUAGCGAGGGAUGUGUUUUGAAUAGUUUGUUUUAAAAAUAUUUGUACUUUUAUGAUUGUUAAUGGAUGAAUAAAUUGUGUUUUGACGAAAAACAAGAC